AUGGUCAUCCUCACCCCUCGGUUCACCAUCUUGGCUGCCAUCUCGUCCAUUGCAGUGGUGUCAGCCCUCCCUACUCCGGAAGGUAGCAUAGUGCAAGUUCGCUACAGGGACUUGGAGGCAGAUACUUCCACCACUGUUCAUCACCCCACUUUGGCUCAUUCCCCCUCCGCUGCUGACCCUGACGCAUCCAAUACAUCAGGCGACGCAUCUGAUGGUCACUCCCGACUGUUGCUUUCUCUGCGUUCGCAUAAAGGGAACAGUGGGUCUGCUGCUUCCGAUUAUCAUGUCCAGGUGGAAGCCGCUAUCAAAUCGAGUGAGAAGCAUGGCAAGGACAAGCGUUCGAUGUGGGAUCAACCUGACCCAGUCGAACGGGCGCGCGAAACUGGAAUGGAACGUUUGCGCCGCACGGACAUUCUCGCUGGUAAGCGCCACGACCACGACGAGGAUCACGAGGAUCACGAGGACCACGAGGACCAUAAAGUCAUCGUUGAGGGUAGUCACGACCACGUCAAUGUUCAUCGCUCGGAUGUCUUCCCUACGUUGGUCGGCCGGUCCCCUGAGGAGCUUCUCCAACGUAAAGGCAAUGUCUUCCCUCAAAAUUCUCAUGGCAAUGUCGUCGUGUCCGGGAAGGACAAUCAUGUCCAAGAACGUAGCGGCGGCCGAGAUAAGCUGAUUGUGAAGGGUAUUGAUAAUCGCGUCCAUGCGCAUCGCUCCCUUCAUCGAAGCCACCAUCAAGUCGUUACCAAGGGUGAUGGCGACCGCGUUCGUGUCCGUCGGUCCCCUGGCCCUAACAGGCAACACGACCAUGGUAAAGCUGUGGGAAGCGGCGAUCGCCAACAUGUUGAUAUUCCUCGCUCUCCGGAAUCCCAUCAUCAUCAUGACCUCGACCGUGAUCGUGAUCCAAACAAGGUCGUCGUGAAAGGCAGCCAUGACACUGCGAAUGUCCGCUGGCCGCGAUCUCCUGUUCCGCAUCGCCAUGAUGACCACAAUCACGUCAAGGUCCGCAGAGCUCCCGCCCCGGCGCCUCAUAGCCAUGAUCACGACCACGACCACGACCAUCAUGACCGCGAUAAAGUCGUCGUAAAAGGCAGUAACGACCAUGUGAAUAUCCACCGAUCGCAGCCGGACGAUCGCUAUGGCCGAGAGGGCCAUGAACAUACUGGCGCCCAGAAGAGGAGUGGGGAGCAGGGGUCUACUUAUGUGUCCGGGGAACAUGGAAGUUCGUACUUCAUCGCGCAUACGAAACGGGGCGAAUUACAAACUUCAGGCGUUCCCGGUUCCAUCAACAUUAUGAGUCCAAUGGCAAACUCGACAGCAGGGCAGAAGAUUGCCUCAUUGGUCCUUGCGACACCAAAUAACAACUCUACGUCUUCUGACAAUUCGACUGUGGCGGCAUUCGUGUUGAAUGCCUCCGGAACGGAACAAACACAGAUGUAUCUUGUGGCAGAACCACCGGAGCUUUCUAAUUCGACUAGCAAUUCAAGUAGCUCGGGAUCAGUACCCCCGUUCCUGAGGGCGGCUCUACAAAUCCUAGUGUUCGAGCCCGAAAACGCCGUCAUGAAGCCUUACUGUGCGACUUUUGAUCCUAAUCCUCCUGCGCCGUCUCCCUUGACGGUAGAGGAAUGCAUGAACAGCACAUCUGGAGGUGAGCACAAGAGCCAAGUGUUCGCGUAUGAGCCUGAAACCGGCGUCAUUCGCCCCAUGUGGUUCGAUGGUGAGGACGAUGGAACGGACGAUCCGGGCUCUCGUAAUUCUUCAACCUCGAGCUCAGCGUCUUCGAACUCUACGUCCGCGGCGCCUCAGGUUCCGACGACUCCGGCGAGCAGCAAAGUGGCUAGUAUAGCCAGUCUGGACGAGGAUUUUGGAGAAAACACACGACCAGGUUUCCGUGCCGUCACCUCGAAGGCAUAUGAUGCGUCCUCCUUAUUUGCGCAAGCUCGGAACGUGACACUCGUUUUCGCGCCUGCCGCGCCGGAGGUUAUGCCUACGAAGAGUGUGAACAGCCCUGUGUCUAAUUCUACUUCGAGCUCGACUGCCUUGAGCUCUGCGAGUGCUUCUGUCUCUGCCACCAGUUCGUCUGCGUCCGUGACAGGUAUGGCUUCGUCAACAUCUGCUAACGUUAGCUCUUCUGCCGCUGCUUUGCCUUCUGCAGGAAAGUUUGUCUCACUCUCUAGCGAUAUGUCAACGACGACUUCUUCUAUUCUGAGCUCGGCUACAUCUUCUGUGGCGACGACCUCGACCAUCGCAACACCUACCUCUCUUGCUGUGGAAAUCUACGAUCCAGCUGCGACGAGUUCUUCCUCCUCUUCUGGCUCGGGUACUACUGGGGCUGCCAUGUCGACAAUCUCUGUUUCUGCUUCAUCCACGCCAACUGCAAUGCUCGCUGCAGAAAACUUCGUCGCUAAUAGUACCUCUACGGCGACGACCUCUUCCAAUGGGACUUUGACCGGAAGCAGCGCACCAACUUCGUCAAUGACUGCGGUGAGCACGUCGCCGUACGAAUGGAUGUUUCGGGAGGGAGUUGUGCAACCGGAUGAACGCCUUUGA
Molecule: messenger RNA, 2547 nt
Organism: Fibroporia radiculosa
Lineage: Eukaryota; Fungi; Basidiomycota; Agaricomycetes; Polyporales; Fibroporiaceae
Exons: 3
Coding region: 1-2547 (848 amino acids)
Source: RefSeq, a predicted model, not a curated record